AUGUUCUUCAAGAAGCUGCUCACUUCCGCUGCAGCCCUCACAGGCACUGCGCUCGCCCAGAGCAAGGCAGGUGUCGAGGACCUCGACAAGCCCCGCAGAGACCUCUUCGAAAAAGACCUCUCCAAGUGUCCCGGUUACAAAGCCACAAAGCACUGGGAGACCUCAUCUGGUUUUUACGCUGACCUUUCCCUCGCGGGUGAGGCUUGCGACGUCUUUGGAGUCGAUCUGCCCGAGCUGAAGCUUGAGGUUGAAUAUCAGACUGAAGACCGACUACACGUCAAGAUCUUGGAUACAAACAACACUGUCUACCAAGUCCCAGAUGACGUUUUCCCCCGUCCUGGGCUUGGACAGUGGGCUUCACCUAAAAACUCCAAGCUCAAAUUUGACUUCAAGGCGGAUCCCUUCUCCUUCACUGUUUCCAGGAGGGAUACCGAUGAAGUGCUUUUUGAUACAUCGGGCAGCGAUCUUGUAUUUGAGAGUCAGUACCUCUAUCUCAAGACUAAGCUUCCCAAUCACCCUCAUCUCUACGGUCUGGGCGAGCACAGCGAUCCUUUUAUGCUGAACUCGACCAACUACACCCGCACUAUCUACACCCGCGACUCAUACGGUACACCCAAAGGCCAGAACCUCUAUGGAGCUCAUCCCAUCUACUUCGAUCAUCGGGAGAAGGGCACCCACGGUGUUUUUCUUCUCAACUCCAACGGCAUGGAUAUUUUCAUCGACAAGAAGAAUGACCAGCAGUUCUUGGAGUACAACAUCAUUGGUGGUGUUCUCGACUUUUACUUUGUUGCUGGACCCUCGCCUCGUGAUGUUGCAAAGCAGUACGCCGAGAUUGCAACUCUGCCCCUCAUGACGCCUUACUGGGGUCUUGGUUUCCACCAGUGCCGCUACGGCUAUCGCGAUGUUUAUGAGGUUGCUGCUGUUGUAGCCAACUAUUCCGCUGCCGGUAUCCCGCUCGAGACUAUGUGGACAGAUAUUGACUACAUGGACCGUCGACGCAUCUUCACCAUUGAUCCUGAGCGCUUCCCUGCAGACAAGUAUAAGGACCUUGUUGACACCAUUCAUGCACGAGAUCAGAAGUACAUAGUCAUGGUUGAUCCAGCCGUCUAUGACAUGGAAUCCAACCCCGCCCUUGACUCUGGUCUCGAUUACGACACUUUCAUGAAAGAGCCCAACGGCUCAGACUACCGAGGUGUUGUGUGGGCUGGACCCAGCGUCUUCCCUGACUGGUUUAACCCCAACUCACAAAAGUAUUGGAACGAGCUCUUUGUCAAUUUCUUUGAUGGCGAGAAUGGUCCUGAUAUCGAUGGUCUCUGGAUUGAUAUGAAUGAACCUGCCAACUUCUUCAACCGUCCUUACCCUGGCAACAACACCACUCCUGAGAAGUUCGCAGAAAUUGAUGGUGACCCGCCCAAACCCCCUCCUGUUCGUGAUGGCCCUCCUGCUCCUAUUCCUGGUUUCCCCGACAGUCUCCAGCCCGCAGCUUCUCGCCUUAACACACGUGGGUCUGGUUCCAUCGCCCAGGCUAUUAUCCGCAAGCGCUCCGUGGCUGUCCGCACAACAUCCCACAGUCGUGGUGUAGGGCAGUGGUCUAUCAAGAAGCACUGGGGCCAGAACAAGUAUGGUCGUCCUGGCUCCAGCUGGCAAAGCGGCAAGAAGACUGGAUCUGGCUGUGGUCCGGAUGAGUGCAAGGGCCUUCCCAACCGAGACCUCAUCCAGCCUCCAUACAUGAUCCAGAACGGCGCUGGACCUACACUCGCUGACGGCACUACCGAUACCGAUCUUGUGCAGAGCGGAGAUUAUCUCCAGUAUGAUACACACAACUUGUACGGCGCUCAGAUGUCAACACACUCACACAAUGCCAUGCGUGCUCGACGUCCCGAUAAGCGCGCUCUCGUUAUCACGCGGAGCACCUUUGCUGGCUCGGGCAAGGAUGUUUCUCACUGGCUUGGAGACAACCUUUCGAUCUGGGACCAGUAUCGCUUCAGCAUUGGUCAGCUUCUUCAAUUCGCGUCCAUCUAUCAGAUUCCUGUCGUUGGUGCCGACGUCUGCGGUUUCGGCGGUAACGUCACCGAGACUCUUUGCGCUAGAUGGGCUACGCUUGGAAGCUUUUACACCUUCUUCCGUAACCACAACGAGAUCAGCGCUGCAUCCCAGGAAUUUUACCGUUGGCCCAAGGUCGCCGAGGCAGCCCGCACUGGUAUCGCCAUUCGUUACAAGCUCCUCGAUUACAUCUACACUGCUAUUUACAAGCAGAAUCAGACAGGCACCCCCACUCUUAACCCUCUGUUCUUCAACUACCCCAACGACAAGAACACAUACUCUAUCGAUCUUCAGUUCUUUUACGGUGAUGGCAUCCUCGUUAGCCCUGUCACAAAGGAGAACAGCACUGAGUUGGAGUACUACCUCCCUGAUGACAUUUUCUACGAGUGGUCUACCGGAAAGCCUGUCCGUGGUACUGGUUCAUACGAGUCUGCAGAAGUUGAACUCACUGACAUCAUGGUCCACUACAAGGGUGGUAUCAUCUAUCCCCAGCGCGUUGAAAGUGCCAACACUACCACCGCUCUCCGCAAGAAGGGUUUCAAUCUGGUCAUCGCACCUGGUCUGAACGGCAAAGCCUCUGGAUCUUUGUACCUUGACGAUGGCGAGUCUGUCGUUCCAGACGCCGUGUCCGAGAUUGACUUCACUUACACUAAGGGUAAGCUGAGAAUGAGUGGAAGCUUUGAGUACGAUGCCGGUGUCAAGAUCGAGACGAUCACCAUUCUUGGUGUCGAGAAGCAGCCUAAGGGGACGGAUCAUGCAGAGUAUGACCCUGAGAAUAAGAAGUUGAUCUUCAUGGCGGAUGUACCUUUGACGAAGAAGUGUUAUGUGGAUCUCUUCUGA
Molecule: messenger RNA, 2883 nt
Organism: Fusarium poae
Lineage: Eukaryota; Fungi; Ascomycota; Sordariomycetes; Hypocreales; Nectriaceae
Exons: 1
Coding region: 1-2883 (960 amino acids)
Biological process (GO): carbohydrate metabolic process
Molecular function (GO): hydrolase activity, hydrolyzing O-glycosyl compounds; carbohydrate binding
Source: RefSeq, a predicted model, not a curated record